Messenger RNA from Cladocopium goreaui, 1183 nucleotides. NCBI's taxonomy places the organism in Eukaryota, Dinophyceae, Suessiales, Symbiodiniaceae. The record is from the annotation of a GenBank genome assembly.
GAGAACAUUGGCUUUGGCCGACCAGAUUUCCUACAACUCCGCCAUAAGUGCAUGUGAAAAGUCCCGCGAAUGGUGCCAGGCCAUAUGGCUGAUGACUUUGCUCCACCGCCAACGACUUCAACCAGAUUUGAUCACCUAUAACUCAGCUAUCAGUGCUUGUGGUCAAGGUUCCCAGUGGCAGUUGGCCUUGCUACUUUAUUCCUAUUCCCUGUCCCAACUAUCCACCCGACCACCAGCAUCACCAGCAUCACCAGCAUCACCAGCAUCACCAGCAUCACCAGCAUCACCAGCAUCACGGGCACCAGCUCUGAAUCUGGUGGGGCUCAACGCGGCGCUCACAGCGUGUGAGAACUCCAGUGCCUGGCGGGUGGCGCUGCGGCUGUUGGUGACGGCAGUGACGGCGGAUGGCGCUGAUGUGGUGACCGAUGUGGUGACCUAUGGUGCCGUGGUGAGUGCCUGUGGUGCUGCUGGCGCGUGGCAACAGGCGGCCAGGUUGCUGGACGAUGCCCAGAUGGUGAUGCAGCCCGAUGUGAUUCUGAUGGGUGCCGUGGUUGGUGCAUUUGCAACUGCAGCAAAGUGGCAGGGGGGACUAGCAACACUGUUUCCUGGUCAAGACAUUGCCACAGCCAAUGCAGCACUCAACGGUUGUGGCAAUGCCAUGGCGUGGAGACAAGGCUUUAGCACGCUUCAGCACCUCAGCACGAUGGGCCUGCAGGCCGACCUAAUCACUUGCAACACUUUGGUGAGUUCCACUGAACGUGCCACCCAGUGGCCUGUCUCCCUUUGGCUUUGGCACUGGAUGGCGGUGGAUAUGAUCUGCCCGACACGGAACACUUACAAUGCAGUUGCUUCCGCAUGUGCCAAAGGGUUCAGAUGGGAAAAGGCCUUGUACCUACUGGGCCAGCUGAAAGAACCUGAUGUGAUCACUUACAACGUCACAGUUUGGUCCCUGGCCCAGUGCCUCCAUUGGCCCCUGGCCCUCCACCUGCUCCACCGCGCGGUGUCGUCGUCCAACGCCGAUGUGAAGACGUUGGCAGCGGCGCUGGGCGCCUGCGAAAUGGCGGGGAAACAAUGGCAGACACAACAGCUGCUGGGGAUGACGCAGCCGCUGGGCAUUAUGAGGAUAUUGGGAAAGCACAGGGAUAAUUACCAAAAACGAGGAUAUUGUGGUGAUAUUAGUUGA